Messenger RNA from Colletotrichum chrysophilum, 1824 nucleotides. RefSeq lists its product as uncharacterized. The record is from RefSeq and is a predicted model, not a curated record. NCBI's taxonomy places the organism in Eukaryota, Fungi, Ascomycota, Sordariomycetes, Glomerellales, Glomerellaceae. The transcript has a single exon. The coding region runs from base 1 to 1824 and encodes 607 amino acids.
AUGACGGAGCUCUUCAGGUACAGCCCGCUGGAUCUUGCAGGGCGAUCCUUCCGGCUACUGAUGCUCCACCAAGGAAUGGCAGGUGAGAUUUCAUGCAACAUCUUCGAAGCAAGCCUUGAGUCCGACAGCGCCAUGCCAUACGAGGCCCUGUCAUACGCCUGGGGAAGUACCGACCAGUCCGAAACCAUCACCGCGAAUGGCAAGAUUCUGCAUGUCACCAAGAACCUCUACUCGGCUCUCGGGCACCUCCGCAACAAGGAGAACAGGAUUCUAUGGGUUGACGCCAUCUGUAUCGACCAGACGAAUCUCCAGGAGCGAGGGCAUCAAGUUGGACAGAUGAGCGACAUCUACAAACAGGCUGACCAGGUUCUCGUGUGGCUAGGACCCUCAACGUACGAGACGAAGGUCCUCAUGGAGAGCCUUGGGAAGUUGCAACGAAGUGUCUCCAAGCCGGCAGACUGGACCAACACUGACCUCUUGAGUCGACAGUGGCUUGAGGUGGAGCAGAAGAAUCAUCUCGACUACGCCGCUCUGACCGACAUUCAACGUUGUGGUCUUACGUCCCUACUUCACCAGCCAUGGUUCAAUAGGAUCUGGAUCAUUCAAGAAGUAGCCAACGCAAGAGCUGCUACCAUAUGCUGUGGACAACACUCAAUCCGCUCGCACGCCUUCGCCGUCGCCCCAGGGCUUCUCGGCCUCGACCUCGACCCCCACCGCCAGGCGGUCCUGGACCUUAUGCCGAGUCCGUCUCGGAAGGCCAAUACUCAAAAGAAGCACCUUCACACACUCUUACGAAGCUUCCGCCAAAGUCAAGCCACAGACCCCCGAGAUAUGGUGUAUGCCUUACUCGGCAUCUCAGAUCUUGGCAGUGACAUCGUCCCAGACUACAACAAGCCCGAAGUACAAGUUGUCCACGAACUUCAAUCGCUCCUGUUCUUCGGAGCAGAAUUUGCUCGAAACCUAGGCCAGUUCGCGGCCAUGCGGCACUUUCUCCUCGAACUCCCGACCCUGACCGACAACGCUUUCAAGACCCUCAUCGUCCGCGGCAGAUUAGACGAGGUGGAGGAGCUACUGAGGCGAGGAGAGACUUUCUGCAUCACGGAAAUGACUGCCUCUCUAGCAAUAGUCGAAGCGGGGGGCAUGAUGCGAAAGCUUCUGGAGUUGAACCAUCCAAAUUUGACGUUCAGCCUGGAUUGCUUCGACUACAUGUUCAAUUGGUGUAGUACUGAGACUGCGUCUCUGAUCCUCAAUCGCGCGGGUGAAGAAUUGAGAAUCAUCACGUCAGGGAUGGCCUUCGCGAUGAGUGGUGGAUCAGAAGAGACUGAGGAAAGAGGAGGUAUUUCGGCUUUGAUGACGACCUGGGCGAGGACACGCACCAUUUCAGUCACCCAGAAAGCAUUUGAAACCUUUGCUGGGAUGGGUAAUAUGACGGUAGUUCGGAGGAUAUUGGAACCUGCCGAUAAGAGUUACCGCGUCACGGUCGAUAUGCUGGGCAUCAUGCAGAGAGAGGCCUCGAACGCGGUGAAAAGGCGCGAGAUAUUGGAGUGCUUGCUGACACAGAAUGAUGGUAUCAUUACAGUUGAUGACGAUGCGAUUGUCUGGAUCAUUGGAAUAGCUGAUGAGAAGGUUGCGGGGUUUCUACUCCGGCACAUUUCGUCUCAAAGUACCCCUCUAAUCACCGCAGAUUUGGUAGACGAUGUUUCAUUUCAAAUGGUGUUGAACGACGAGUGGGAGCACACUACUGGCCAAGAAAUGGCCGAGAAAAUCACCAAAACCGUCCUUGAUUGGGAUCAGAGAGGUAUAUUGAAGUUCACACCGCCGUAA